CUGCGUUUGACGAUUAAGUAAGAGAAGGUAUGCAAGAAUAUGUGAAGAGGUGUAUUCUGUAGGCAGGCAGUAUUCUACGAAUAUCUUAUAAGACCAAAUGUAACAGUCCAAGAAAGGUAGCCUUAUGUUUUAUCGAUUUCUAUACAGCUCAUAGAUAUAUCUUGCGGACUCUACAUGUCCAAAAGGUCAUAUCAGCGGACAUAUCAAAGUCAUCGUGACAAUGAUAAUAUUUUACAGUACGUUUUGGGGAUCACAAUUUGAUAUUGCAUGACGUAAACGUUUUUGUUCCCUGUUGCUACAUGUAUUAUUGUGUGGUGAGAACGCCUUUACUCAGGGGUCAACAAACAACAAUAGAGUAGUUUGUUGACUCAGCGGGCCUAGCUCUUGAAUUAUGUGACUCGACUGACCUCGACCGGUCAGGACCGGCUGAAACCGGUUUGAACUGCCUCAUAUGAAUACAUGCCGUAGUUGGGUAAUGAAGGAUUUGAAACAGCUGCCACUGAAGAAAUUCUUGUCCCAAACCCCGCAACAGAAGAAGAAUUUGCCAGCAACCCUGGAGGACAUUGGCCAGGUCUGCGAUACACUUCGUGUAAAACCACCCCAGUUCAAACACUGUAAGGGACAGGACUUUUGAACAACGUAGACAGCAAAGGCGAUAUCCUGAAGGAAUAAGACCGAGAUGACGGACAGUUUUCCAACUAUCUCGGACAUCAAGUCCAUCAGUCUGGAGGAGUUUGACAGGAUGUCAGGGUCAUCAGCUCAACCGGGCAACCGAGACAACAUGGCCGCCAGUGUCAGUGUCGUGACAGGUUCACUACCUACAGGUGUAACCCCGAACACCUUCAUCACAUCAGGCGAUACGUACUACAGGAAAGCACUGCUCAACUUCCUCGUGAAGGCGUCCAACGGACUCAUCAACGUCCACAAUACAAAAGCUUCAGCGACAAACACAGGAAUUCAAGGAAAAUCAGUUUUUGUACCUUCGUAUGGUGUGGUACGUCCAUCAAAUACGUUUUCGAAAAAUUCCACACAGAGAGCAAAGAGCACAACUAACAUGAAAGAACAGACUGCAAACAAUAACAGUGGACACAGUAUUUACCAAAAUGGGGGUGUUAAUACCCGAAGUUGCCGUCCUGGAGUGUCUGGCCCACUCCCUCGCGAUGAUAAGAUCAACACUCUGAAGAGGAAGCUUCAAGAAUCACAAGAGGCCAUAUGCAAUUUGAAGAAACUGAAAAAGGACAGCGUGAUGUGGAGUGAUAAUGGGGAACAUCCGGUGGAUCUAACCGUCACCGGAAAGGUGAACCAUACAUUCCGGCCACAUCCGGUUGGUGAAUCAGUAACUACAUCAGCCACGUCACCAGAUUCCCAUCACGUGACGAAGGAUGUCAGCAGGUCAACUCGUGACGCUCAGUCACAGGAGGACAAGAACUCUUCCACACAGACUCCAGUUGUGAAGAAGAGACGCAGGCUUUCUGAGAUAGUCAACAGUUUGACAAGUAAAAGGCUCAACCAUGAGAAGUCCUAGAUGGGCUAUAAUUUAGAGCUUCCCGAAUAUUUAUCAAAUAGAACUUUCUGGUAGAACUAUAGACUUCUUCUUUUUCACCGGUCUUCUAAACAGUCACGAGUAGUUUAUAGGUAUCAUGGAACGGGUCUUUCACAAAUUGACUUAAAAAUAACACGAUCAGUUGCAAGGUUCGCCCAUGCACACAAAUGCAGCCGAGAUUUCCGUUUUUCGAUUCAGCCUAUAGUAUUUUGAUCAUUCGGCCGGGCAUAUUCACCCACUGACGUUAUAUAUAGACCGAUAGCCUUGGAACGUGGUGUGAUUUGUAACUACUUGACAGGCAUGAGUUGUGCCAAAUUAAGUCUAGAGCUAAUAACGUUAUAUGUUUCUGAUACGCUAUUGAACGCCACAAAUGUUUCUCUCAUUUUCAACAACACUGGUACCCGUUAUGAAGAAUAAUGGUAAGAAACUGUCAUAUACGUCGUAAGAUCAUUUAUAUUUAUUUUCCAUGAUUGACCUUUUUACAGUAUGUUGUAUGAUACGUAAUGAUAGUCAGCUUGCAUUUAGAUAAAACUACUUGAGCAUUUCUGGAUCGUUUACCUAUCGUUACGUUAGCCUUUGAUAUUCUGCUGAAUUGUAGCAAAUGUCUAAUACACUUACUACUUAUAAGACUAAUGUCAAUUAUAAGAUGUUAUCACUGAAUAUAAUUCUUUUUUUGUACAGUGACUAAUUUUAUAAGUUUGAUAUAAGUGCUUAUUAAUAAGUGAUGAAGGCCCAUAAACCAAAUAAUGGCCAAGCUAAGUUGUGAUGUGCUACAUACAUUCAAUACAGUGACACCAAUAUGCCCUGCUCGAUAUCAAU
Molecule: messenger RNA, 2362 nt
Organism: Branchiostoma floridae (Florida lancelet)
Lineage: Eukaryota; Metazoa; Chordata; Leptocardii; Amphioxiformes; Branchiostomatidae
Exons: 2
Coding region: 680-1525 (281 amino acids)
Source: RefSeq, a predicted model, not a curated record